ACCGGACACUGUUCUGUGGUAAAAUAAUUUUCUACGCUAAAUACAUUAGUCCUGAUAUUUCUGUCAGAGAAAAAGCUCGCGCGUGUGGAGGGCGCACAGAGCGCAUGCGCGGAGGCUGCGUUUUCUGGACCAAAACACGAGGACGGCAGCGAGUUAGAACGGUGGAGCUGAACGGAGUACUGUCACAGCUCAGGCGUCGCGUUUGCUGUCAGAGAAUGCCGCGGAAAGCGAAGGUGUCUCAUUCGUUAAGUUCGAGCGAAAAAAUUAUCGUCUCACUAAGGGGUUUCAUUUUUAGUCUUAAAACAGAACUGCAGUUCAUGCUAGAGAUCCUCCAAAAAUGCCAACGGGAGUGAAUGCGCAAGCUGCUGGGAUCCCUAUGUCGGAUGCUAUGGGGACUUUCAAGAGGAGGAAGCGAAAGUCCAUCACUGUGACUGCAAUGUUGUUUGUAGUGUCUAUACUUAUUCUAGUUUUUGGCUUGGCUGCCACCACAAGGACACAGAACAUCACAGUUGGAGGCUACUAUCCUGGAGUCAUUCUUGGUUUCGGCUCCUUUCUUGGAAUCAUUGGGGCUCAUUUAAUUGAGAAUAAGAGGCAGAUGCUGGUAGCUUCCAUCGUCUUCAUCAGCUUUGGUGUGGUGGCUUCAUUAUGUUGUGCUAUAGUGGACGGCAUUUUUGCAGCAAGACACAUAGACCUCCGACCUGUUUAUGCUGGUCGAUGUGAAUACUACUCCAGUUUAACAGCAUUUGAUGUGGAUGUUCACUGCCAGACAGCGUCACGUGUGUCAUGUAACCUGCGUGUGAAGAGUAAGACAUGCUACUGCUGUGACCUCUACAACUGUGGAAAAGAACAUCCUCUUUUGGGACUUCAGAAUAAAGAUGUUUUGAAAAAAUUUAGGAAAUCAUCCAUGGUUUGGAACCACGUUGACCCCAGAGGAGGCUACCAUGAGUACACUGAAGUGCGGAGUUGCCAAGACGUUGUGUACCUUUACCACUUGUUGUGGUCUGCCACAAUUCUGAACAUCAUUGCCUUCUUCCUGGGUAUCAUCACAGCAGCAGUACUUGGAACCUUCAAGGACAUGAAUCCAAUUGCUGCCCCUGACACUUGUGAACCUGAUUCUCUGGCCACUCCAGCAGCCCCUGAGACUCAUGCCCCAACCACCCUCAACUCCUUCUACAACACUACCCCCUGCCUGCCACCUUAUACUGCCUAUGACCUUCAGGUCUCCAACAUGUUCCCUGACUCUUCUGGCCUAUCUGAUGACUCGCAGUCUGGAGCCAGUCACAUGUGGCCCACUAUGAUCCCUCCACGCUAUUCUCCUCCUUAUUAUCCACCUGAUGAUAAACCCCCUCCAUACAGUCCUUAAGGGACACUACAAAGAACCAUGGUAAUACUGACAAUACGCUCAAGGGGUUGAGGGAAAAAUGGGCAUACAUAACUUAAAAACAGUUCCUGCUGUUCUGGAGGGUCACUGCAAAGCUGGAAGCAGAUCACAGCUACAGUACAGAACCAGGAUGUUCAUCUCUACAGAGCAGAUCUACGCAGUGAGAUUUCUGCAGAUGUCCAGUUUAGGUACAGUAGGCAGCCUCACAACUCCAUGCUAUAACUAACAUCAAGACUUUUUCACAAAUAUGCCUUAAAAGUGUCAUUAUGCUCCUGUCAUGAGUCAUGUCUAUGAACUAUUUGGACACAGUGACUGCCACCAUGCAUCUCCCUCACUGUAUUAAGUGAAUGUUUCCAAAGUGGCACAGAGCGUGCGGUUUGAUUUUUCGCCUCACCUCAGCUGAAGAGGAAUGAGGAGUCUUGUAUGUAUGUAUUGUCUUGUUCAUUUGCAGUUUCUUGUACCUGAAUAUAACUGUAAAACACAGUAACAUAAUCCUUCCGUGUCACUUCGGGCAGCUAGAGGUAAUCUUGUGGAGCCCAAAGCAUACUUUCAAUAUUCUGUCUAAGCAAGAUGCAACAUGGAAAAACGGUCAUUUUAUUUGGCACCUCACCCAGGUACAAAUCAUUUGAAUUGUGCAAUCAAUCAUGUUAUGUUCAAUCACCUGCAGUGUAAAUAUCCUUUUCCUGAUUGUGAAUAAUCCUAUUACAAUGACUAAACAGAGGAAACAACUUGUAAGUGGAACAUGCAGAUAG
Molecule: messenger RNA, 2133 nt
Organism: Ictalurus furcatus (blue catfish)
Lineage: Eukaryota; Metazoa; Chordata; Actinopteri; Siluriformes; Ictaluridae
Gene: tmem255a
Product: transmembrane protein 255A
Exons: 10
Coding region: 338-1363 (341 amino acids)
Source: RefSeq, a predicted model, not a curated record